UUAAAGUUUGGUCAGAGUUUGAUUGGGCCGAAUUAUUUCAUAGUAAUAGUGAAAAGUUAAACUUAAAACUGGCGAAGAUAAAAGGCCAAACCAUUAAACAAAAAGAACCUCUGGUAGAGGAUGAAAUUUCUGCGAAAUG
This is a messenger RNA of Racocetra persica, 139 nucleotides long. Lineage: Eukaryota; Fungi; Glomeromycota; Glomeromycetes; Diversisporales; Gigasporaceae. The record is from the annotation of a GenBank genome assembly.